AUGGUAAAUAUUAAGAGGGUGAACGAUAGGUUGAUAUAUAUUAAGCCAGUGGUUGGUGGACACACUUUAAGUAUGAUUAGCUCUUACGCUCUGCAAGCAAGCUUGGACAAGGAGGUUAAAAAUCACUUUUGGGAAGAUUUGGAUGAGGUGGUGAGAGGUAUUUCGCACACUGGGAAGCUAUUCAUAGGAGGUGAUUUUAAUGGCUACAUUGGAGAGAAGAGUGAUAGAGGCUUAUGCAUUGACUGCAAGAUUAUACUGAGUGAGUGGAUUUUGACCCAGCAUAGGCUUUUGGUACUGGAGUUGGAGAUUAUGAGAGAAAGGAAGAGGAGUGCAGUGUACUGGAAACCUAAGAUCAAGUGUGGAACCUUGACUAAGGACAAAGCUCAGUAUCAGGGGAGAAGUUGUUGGCUAUGA
Molecule: messenger RNA, 414 nt
Organism: Nicotiana tabacum (common tobacco)
Lineage: Eukaryota; Viridiplantae; Streptophyta; Magnoliopsida; Solanales; Solanaceae
Source: RefSeq, a predicted model, not a curated record